This is a messenger RNA of Dermacentor albipictus, 930 nucleotides long. RefSeq names its product proteasome beta6 subunit (gene Prosbeta6). NCBI's taxonomy places the organism in Eukaryota, Metazoa, Arthropoda, Arachnida, Ixodida, Ixodidae. The record is from RefSeq and is a predicted model, not a curated record. Gene Ontology annotation, cellular component: proteasome core complex.
CGUGGCGGUGUAGCCAAGGCUGGACGAACUGAAAAAGUCAACUCACUCUCGUGCAGUUUUGCGGUGGUCGCCUAUGCGCGCGUAGUGGCAUUCAACGACUGCGUUGAGGGAAAUCGCUCCUGUAGUGCGCGAGCAUUUCAUCUUUAACAUGGAUGUGUUAACUGAGCAACCUGUACUUUCUUACUAUGGUGGGCCUAAGCAAGCGUAUUUCAGUCCUUACAGCGAUAACGGAGGGAGCAUCGUGGCCGUUGCAGGGGAAGACUUUGCAGUCAUCGCGUCUGAUAGUCGUCUGAGCAGCGGAUACCAGAUCCACACGAGAGAGCAGUCGAAGCUGUUCAAGCUGUCCAACCAAUGUGUCCUUGGUUCUACGGGUUGCUGGUGUGACAUUCUCACGUUCACACGGUUUCUGGAGGCGCGAAUGAAGAUGUAUCUGCAUGAACACCACAAGCUGAUGAGCACGCCUGCCGUGGCUCAACUUGUUGUCACUAUGCUCUAUAACAAGAGGUUCUUCCCCUAUUACAUCUCCAACAUUCUGGCGGGCCUCGACGAAGAUGGUAAAGGGUGCAUAUACUGCUAUGACCCUGUUGGUCAUUCUGAAAGGGUGCAGUACAGAGCAGGAGGCUCCUCCAGUGCCUUACUUCAGCCACUCUUGGACAACCAGAUUGGUUUCAAGAACAUGGAAAAUGUGACGCUGGAGCCACCAACUCGAGAGCGAGCUGUGAACAUCAUCAAAGAUGUUUUCAUUUCUGCUGCUGAGAGAGAUAUCUACACUGGAGACUCAGUUGUCAUCAAUAUUAUUGACAAGAAUGGCAUCAAAGAGGAGCAGCUGGCACUUCGCAGAGACUGAGCUGUGGUGAUUUAUGUCAUGUGGCAACAUUUAAAGCUUUCAUCACAUUGGUGUGUUGCCUUACAUUAAAAGAAAAUUGUGAC